This is a messenger RNA of Aspergillus pseudoviridinutans, 1485 nucleotides long. Its product is annotated as heat shock factor family protein. Bases 1 to 1485 code for a protein of 494 amino acids. Gene Ontology annotation, molecular function: DNA-binding transcription factor activity; sequence-specific DNA binding. The transcript is spliced from 4 exons. Lineage: Eukaryota; Fungi; Ascomycota; Eurotiomycetes; Eurotiales; Aspergillaceae. The record is from RefSeq and is a predicted model, not a curated record. Gene Ontology annotation, biological process: regulation of DNA-templated transcription.
AUGAGUCAAUUGGCAGGAAACUUAAGUCCCAGCUGCCUCCAUGCAGGCGCUGGAAGCACGAUUGGUUUUGACCUACAUCCACUGCCGGAUGGGCUUGAGCCGCCUACUUCAAUCGAGCUAGCCCUAACUGGAAUCCUUCUCUACUUGGAGAAAUAUCUCCAGGUGCUGAACAAUAAUGGGAGCAUUUCCGUCAACCGCGGCGACAGUCCAUUUAGCACGCAUCUUUGCGAGCAGCUAAAACGGCUUUUCACGAUCCCCAAACCACAAGUGAUUGAAGGCACACUUAUCAGUUGGGUCCGUGUUGUCCUCUCCGCUGGGCCCUCACCUGGUCACUUGGAUCAGAUAACACCUUUGAAAGUUGGCGAAAGUACAAUUCAACUCUCGGAAGAAGAUCACAAACUCCUUGCCUCUGGAAGGCCAUGGCAGUUUCUCAACCCAUGGCCAGAUAAGCGAGAUUACGAAAGGGAAUUGGCACUAGUGAACGAAGAUAUGGAUGGCCUCCGCAAGAUGAAAUACAUGCUUCGUAAAGCCGCCAAAUUGGUGGAUGAUGUGGAACUGCAGCUCUCUUUCCGCCUGAACCUCCUCUCUGAUCGCCACCUUGAGCAAACCCGCCCUACCGCUUUCGAAUCUGAGGACUACUCAUAUGAUAUCUCCGCUCGUGAGCAUAUCUCACCAAGUGCAGCAGAGAACUCCAUGAGGAUUGACAGUCGCAUAGACGACGCGUCGCACCAAAAAUUUAAUGGGGUACCUGCCACAGAACCUUCUGACAGCAAACCUUCCAUAUUUCGAAAUUCCUCACCCGCGGACAGGACUGGACAAUCAAACCCGAUAGCGGAAAAGGGAUACGUUGAUGUGACUCGACUGCCAACAUGCGAAGCCACUGGUUCUGAGGAACGCAUUUUCACAUCUCGAGCCACCGAAGACACCAUCCAGCGUACUCCACAAGACAACUCAACUAGCCCACCUGCAACGGUUCCCCCAUUCAUUGAGAAACUGGUCGAUGCUCUGGAAGACCCCGGGAACUCAGAACUAAUCGGGUGGUCUGAAGACGGUAGCUCGUUCAUCAUCCACAAUUGGAAAGACUUCGAGAAGAAGGUGCUGCCAAGUAUCUGCUUACACAAAACGUAUCAAAAUUUCAUAUGUCUUCUCCGGCAAUAUGAUUUCCAGCUCAAACGACCGUCGCCAAAGACAGCGUGGAGUGAAACAGGGGUUAGAGAAUACUUCAACCGCCACUUUCGGCGUGGUGACAAAGAUAGCCUACCGCUCAUCCAGGCGCAACGGAAGAGGAGUCGCGAGCCACGCGCUUGGACAGAGGACUCAGCCACUCCAUCACCUUCAGUGACAGCGACCAGCUUACCAGUUGAAAGCAAUGAAGGAGACGUCUUUCGGGGUGACACAAGAGCUAAGACAGGCGGUCCGCGCGUCAAGUUCUUCAAGACGCGGCGGUCCGAUUCUUCUGCCGUGAGCAAGAGACAGAAGAUUUAG